Molecule: messenger RNA, 2600 nt
Organism: Lolium perenne
Lineage: Eukaryota; Viridiplantae; Streptophyta; Magnoliopsida; Poales; Poaceae
Source: RefSeq, a predicted model, not a curated record
UCCCGUCGCGUCGGCUCCUCCCCUCGAGAUGCCGGACGCACCACCACGUCCCAAACCACCGCGCCACGUCUACCCAAAACGACAAACUUCUCACGCUUCCAUACCCGCCGCUUUUAAUGGACACCGACGAUUGAUGGGAGCAGAGCAAACUCAGUGACGAGGUACCGUAGGAGUGGGAUUCUUGUUUCGCGGGGGACAAAAUGCGGGGUGGUGGUGAUUGCGAGCUCGGGUUCCGGGUCGUGAUGGAGGAGGAGGAGGAGAUGGCGUCGGCUUCGGAGAGGACAUCGCGGCGGCGCAGGCGGCGGCGGUGGGGAGCGGAGGCGGACGACGGCUACUCGGCCAGCUCGACGGGCGGCGGCGGGAGCAGCGGCAACGGCUCCUUCGGCUGCGACUCGCCUUUGGCCGGGUUCGUGCGCGCGGAUGGCGACAUGGACACAGAUCUGGAGACAGACGACGGGCUGGCCGCCACUUCAUCCUCCAACGCUUCUGCAGCGUUCGACGACGGCGACGAGGAGGUGCAGUGUGGGGCGAAGGAAGAGUGGGCGCAAGCAAGGCAAGAACCAGCCAACACUCCGGCAGACGGAGCCAUCCAAGAAUGCCAGAGCCAACGACAAUGUCCGACAGAGGCUGUUUUCCUGCACGGUACUAGGAAGGCGCUGAAGCAGCGGCCAGCCUCGCUCGACUUCGGCAGUCCGGGGUUCAACGGAACCCCCUUCUCUCCAGGCUUUGUGGUUGGGCGCGCGGGGUUCGUAAGCAAGGGACUCCUGCCGUCACACGUCAGCUCAGGUGUGUUUCCUAGCCCCGGCACACCAAGCUAUCCCCGCCGGCACCGUUCAUCCGUCUUGGGGUACCAAAAGGGGUGGAGCUCGGAGAGAGUGCCCCUUCCUUCAAAAGGUAACAACAACAGGAGGUACCCAGCCACCAGCAUGGCAUUUCCUUUCAACAACGGGAGGACACUGCCCUCGAAAUGGGAGGACGCGGAGAGGUGGAUCUUCAGUCCGAACUCCACCGAUGCGCUUGCCAAGACCUCGGCGGUGCCCCAUGCUCGGCGACCCAAGGCCAAAAGUGGCCCUCUAGGACCUCCUGGAAGACUUGGUGGGCAGUAUUCGUCGGUGUCUUCAUCUGUGUCAUUGUUUGACAGCGGGAGAGUUGGGCAUUUGACAGCAAACUCACCUUUCUUGGCGGGAGUACUGAUACCUGAACAUUAUUGUGGGGGGAAAAGUAAUGUUGGGAAGAGAACAAGCGGAACACCUGGUGAUGAAUUCAGUAUUGGCAUUGUUGGCAGGUCUUCUCUAGCAAACAGCGGGUCUCCUGCUAUCCAGUCUACCAGGGUGCGCCGGCGACUAGAUACUGCAGUUGACUCAUCUGCUUCAUUGCCUACCACCCAAGAAUCUACACAAGACGAACAAAUUGAGUCUAUAGAAGAUUCAGCCUCCAUUAUUAUCCCUACAGUUUCAAGGAAGGAUACUGCAACUCAAACUAGCCCAGAGCUAAGUAGGUCCUCUUCGCCCAGUGCUAGACCUUCAUUUGCCCGCUCAUUCUCGAUGCAACAAGCCAGAGAGAGGGAGAGCCGUUUCUCUGAUGUUGAGAUCAGGGACGUGCAGAUGGAUGACCGAGUGACUCUCACCAGAUGGUCCAAGAAACAUGUAACACCAGCCUCUAACAAGAAUGCAGCAAAUAUAUUAGAGUGGAAUAAAAAGAUGGUGGAUUCUAAAUCUCCUUCGUGGAAAUCAACUGAAGCAGCGUACAUAUCAAAGGUUGAGAAAGAAGAAGCAAAAAUUGCUGCUUGGGAGAAUCUUCAAAAAGCCAAAGCUGAGGCUGCAAUUCAGAAAUUAGUGAUGAAACUCGAGAAGAAACGGUCAUCUUCUCUGGAGAGGAUUUUGAGCACCCUGAGGUCUGCUCAAAGAAAAGCACAAGGGAUGCGUGAUGAAGCAACAGCAAGCCAAGAUGAACGACUUUCCAGGAAGGUCAAAAAGACAUCACAUGCUACAAAGAAUGGCCAGAUCAGAUCUCUGAGUGGCUGCUUCACUUGCCAUACUUUCUAGUAUCAUGGAUCCCACUGCUGAGGAUCAGGACCGAAGUCAGACCUUGAGCAAGGAGGUUCGGCGUAGUUGCAGAAUUCAAACCAUCCUUCCAUCAGCUGUAGACUGAACCCCGUGGCGUUUUCAGAAUAUGCCGCUGCAGAUCUGAGGGGACCGUGCGUGCAUGGGUUGUCAAGAUAUGGAUUUGCUACAGUAUAUGUUUGGAAUCUGCCAAGGGGACAAGAGAAAAUGGAGCCACCGAGGAAAGGAGCGGGAUACUUCUGCUUCAUCCCAUGUGCCCGCUUUGAUGCCACGCCCAGCUAGCGGUUAGCAUAAUGGUAGAGACCUCCUCUAUCAUUAGGCCCUUGCUAGCCUUGUGUAGUAGUUGCUAGCCAUUGCGUGCCUGUGCUUCAGGCCUUGUGCCCUUGUAGCUAGGAAGGUGUUGUUUCUGCUUUUGGUGUAGUGCUUCAGGUGUAAUGCAGUGUAUGCAGUACUCGUUUGGGAGAUAUGUUGGGUGGGAUGAAUGUACACCACCGUAGAGCAUGUACUGUUUUAUUUGCUAGAAUUGUUGCCCCCUCU